This is a messenger RNA of Symbiodinium sp. CCMP2592, 7026 nucleotides long. The record is from the annotation of a GenBank genome assembly. NCBI's taxonomy places the organism in Eukaryota, Dinophyceae, Suessiales, Symbiodiniaceae.
AUGGGUGCUAAAGAGGUUGACAAGGCCCUCCGGGAAUCCUUCAAGAAGGGCUUGGCUGUGCGAAAGAGCAUAGCUGAUCUCAAAGAAAGUAAGAAGCUUGAGAAGGGUGAGAAAGCCAAGAAGACACGUGGCACUCUCAGUGUGGCCUCCUCGUCGUCUUCCGGGGUGCCAGAUAAUCCGCCCGUGCCGCUGGAUGAACGUCUCAAUGGACCCACCUCGCUGACAUUGGGUGAGCUCAUGACCAGUGAGCGGCUCAAUUAUGAGGAUGCCUUAAGGGUUUUUCUGAAUGUCAGGCAGGAGUUUGAGGAGCAAGCAAAGAACGAAGCCAAGGCAAACUCCAAAACCUCUCGCAAACGCAAAGCCGAAGAGACACCGAACGAGGAAGAGGAUGACGAGCCCGAUUCCCCGGACCCUACCAAGCCUCCAAAGGCCAGCCCCAAGACCCGAGGCAAGCCGAAAGCCAAGGGCAAGGCGAAGCCCCUGCCCAAGGAGCCUGAGGAGGAGGAAGAGGAAUCUGACAAUCAGGAUCCCGGCAAACUGUUGAAGGCCACCCCAAAGACCCGAGCCACGCCCAAAACCAAGAGCAAAGCCAGCCACACCGCCAAAGAGCCACAGGAGGAGGAAGAGGAAAAAGAGGAUUCCCCGGAGGCCGCCAAGCCCCCAACCCGAGCCACGCCGAAAUCCAAGGCAGAUCAGGAGGACAAGGAGCACGACCUUGCCAUCCUUCCAAAGGCCAGUCCCAAGACUCGAGUCAGCCCAAAAGGGAAAGCCAAGGGCAAGCCCAAGCCCCUGCCCAAGGAGCCAGAGGAAGAGGAAAAUGAUUAUUCACCGAAGUCUGGCAAGCUUUCCAAGGCAAACCCAAAGGGCCGAGCCACGCCGAAAGCCAAGGAUGAGGAGCACGAUUCCCCGGACCCUGCCAAGCCUCCAAAGGCUAGCCCCAAGACCAGGGGCAAGCCCAAAGCCAAGGGAAAUGCCAAGCCCCUGCCCAAGGAGCCUGAGGAGGAGGAAGAGGAAUUUGAUGAAAGUCAGGAUUCCGCCAAUCUGCCAAAGGCCACCCCAAAGAGCCGGGCCACGCCGAAAGCCAAGAGCAAGGCCACAUGCACCGCCGAAGAGCCACAGGAGGACGAAGAGGAAGAGAAUCAGGAAGAGGAGGAAGACAUCGCAGCGGAACCCAAGAAAAAGGCAACCCCGAAGUCGAAAGCUGCAACAAUCCGCAGGACAAAGAAAAGAGCCUUGAAGCGCAAGAAUGCAAAGGAGAGCUUGGAGGAGGAUGCUGCAAAGAGCACGAAGAGCAGGGCCAUCACCGCUCGCACACCCCCGAAAGUCCGCCUGCAUGGGAAGACCAAGCCUGCAAGAAAAAAUCAGAAGGUACCUCCGGCCCCGCAUCCAGAUGAAGCUGACACCCAGCUCGAGAACCUAGGGAACCAGUCAGGUGAUGACUCCGAUGGUUUGGCGCCGCAGCAUGAGGAGGAGGAGCACUCGGAACACCAUGAUGACACGGAGCACACAGAACAGGAUGAUGACGAAGAGCAAGAGGAUGGCGAGAAGCGCCCAGAACAGAAUGAUGAGGAGCAGCAAGAGGAUGAUGGCGAGGAGCACCCAGAACAGCAUGAUGAGGAGGAGCAGCCAGAAGAGGACAAGGAUGAUGACCAGGAUUCUCCCGAGUCCUGUCUCACCUUCAAAGCCGGGCAACACAGCCUGAAUUAUGCGGGCGAGGCGGCACUUCGUGGCACGCUUGCUCGAGGCGACUCCCUAUCUGACUUGUCGGAUCUAUUGAAAACGUCCCUUGUCCUCAAUCCAAUGCCUGAAACCUUAAACUAUCUAUGUAGCCACACACCCCCAUGUUACCAGUUGAAACCUAAUCAUGAUCCAAGGCUUGGCCCCAGUGCCAGCCAACUCGGCUACGCAGAGGAGCUAAGCGGCUUGCUUCGACGUGUUGAUGGUUUGGUGCAAAGCAAGGAAGCCGAGUCUAGUGCGAAGGCAGCAGCAGCCAAGCCCGAGCCAGGAUCAAAGCCCGCAUCCCCACCCAAGCGAAAAAAGACAGCAUCAAAGCCCGCAUCCCCGUCCAAGCAAACAGCUGAAUCACCCGAGAAGCCGUCAGCUGCCAAGCCACCAGCCCCGGCCGCAAGAAAGCCCGCACUCCUGGCCCUGCCGGCCACGGCUGGUCAGGUUGAGGGUCAGGAGAGAGAAGGUGUUGACCGCUUUUACAAGGCUGGCAAGUUCGACGGGUGCCCGAACGUCAAGAUGCUCAUGGAAGGCUCGCUCGAGGAUCGCAACAAAGCCCUGCGAGAGUGGGUGACUUUCGGUGGCAAUGCAGCCCAGAUGGAAGCCAAGCUGAGCUUCGAGCGAACGAGCUCGGUUCUUGGACAGCGGGUGUGGGAACAGGUUGCGGUGAAGGACAUGCGGCAUCCGCCGUAUUCGUUCAGCAAGCUGCCCGGUGUUGAUUUAACGCAGUGCAUGUGCUAUGUGCUUGCUGCAAUGAUAGCUCUUCAGUUGCUGUUGGAAGAUCCGGAUGCUCCGGGAUGUUUGGAGGAGACCAGGUUUUGGUGUGUUGUGAAACGUAUCAAGACAGAAUCUGAAAGCCAAGUGAUGCGAGCCUCGAUGAACGCCAACAUGCAGGGCUCUGUGGGGAUGCUAGAUGGCCUCAUCGCGAAUGGCAAUCAGAACAUGCCUGGGAUACUCCGACGGGCCAAAUCUUCGAAUGCGGUCAACAAGCCGUUGUCGGGAGAUGUGCUACGUGCCUUUGAUGACUACAACAAAGAUCUGGCCGAGUUGCUCCGCCGGCUGGUGGCCGCAGACGUGGAGCAGAAGUCGCUCAUCGAGGAAAGUUUCCGGACGGACGAAGAGAAGCAUAGCAAGUUCAGUCAAGCUGUGAAGAAGGAGAUCGGUGCGAUGAGCACCCUGCUCCUCGAUUUGCAGCAAUGCAACUGCCCGGACUUGCUCAAAAGUCUCAAAGACCACGACGCCAAGAUUAAGAAAUUGGCUCUGAAGCUGGGUAUGCUCAAAUCCGGGCCGGAGUUCGGCGACCUGUGCCAGGAAGCCUUUGACGAGAUCGAGAAGCUGAAGCUUGUCAAAGGGCAAGCCAGUGGCCUCCUGAAGGAGCUUCGCAAACGACCGCUUGAAGUUGCAGCAAAGCCGAGGCUAGUCAAAGCGACAACUGACGGUGAUGCGAGCCUAAAGCUGACAUGCGACCUCGGUGACACCUAUGACAGUUCUCUCUUGCACGGUUACGAGAGUCGUCCUCUGCGGGAGGAUGAGUACAUGUCUAGAGUUCGCAAAGCUGGGUAUGCACUGCCGACUGAAGUCACCUAUGUGGCUGCACCAGUCAUCCGUGGAGAGGAAGAAGCCACGGCACUCAUUGAGGAGCUUUUUGUGGACUCCAUGUAUCCAUCGAGCUCAGAUCUGGAAGCCUAUUGGGCCCAACUCCUGCCUGACUUCAAUGGACAUUGGCUUACUCAGCAGCCAGAUAUCUGGCAUUGCACAAUCCCCAUAGUCCUUUGGGGCGAUGAGGGGACCGCUGAUCUCAGUAUAUUCCGCGAGCACAGCAAGGCAUCCCGCUACAUGAUCUACUCGCUUCUGGCUAGCAAGUACUGGAUACAAGGCAAAACCAAUGAGACCCUCCAGCAACUGAACGCUGCAGUGGCCAACGACAUCAAUGGAGUGAUGCAGAAAGGCAUUGAAACCACCUCCGGAGAAACCUAUUAUUUUGUUGUGGUGGCUUUUCGUGGAGAUCUGAAAUAUUUGACCCAGUGCUUCAACUUCGUGCGCAAUUCGAGCACUGACAAGGCCCGCAGCACUGCGCCAACCAUUUUGGCAGAUGUUAGCGGGCUCGUGGUUUGGGUUACAAUGCGGUCCGAUCCGGCUAUGAUCUACACUGACAUCAAUGCUGAUGCUGGUUGGACAGCGACCGAAUUUUCCGAUGUGGAGCCGCCGUGGGUGGACCCGCCGGCUUUUGCUGCUAUCGAUGGGUUUGAUCUUCGCAUGGUUCAAGUGGACUGGAUGCACACAUGGUCAUUGGGAGUGGCACAAGACGUGCUGGGAAGUGCCAUCAAACUUAUGUGCAAAGGCAAGAUGUUUUACACAGGAUCCAAUAUACAGAAACGGCUCAGCCAGUUGUACCGAGAUCUCAAGAUCUAUGCAGCUGCGAACGGCAAAGCUUUGUCUUGUAAAAGACUUCGUAAGCGCACUCUUCGCUGGGAAAAUGGCUGCCCUGAGCUGCACGUCAAGGCUGCAGACAUUGCGGUGUUUUUGCCUUUCGUACUUGCGAAGCUGCAAGAGGUUCCGAUGGAGGGGCCUUACACUGGCCUGCUUGCGAUGGUUUGGGCAGCUGACGAAUUUUCCCGCUCCGUCAUGGCAAGCAGGACGUUUUUGACGGUGGACCAACAGCAGCACACACGUACAGUGGGCGAUCUCUUCCUGUCUACCUUCUGCCUAUUGGCACAGCAAGCACGGGACAGAGGCGAAUACUAUUUCAAGAUGCGUCCAAAAUUUCAUCAUUUGAUCCACAUGGUCAGAGACAGUCGACCGAGCAGAAGGUCUCCGGGAUGGGACAACUGUUACAUGGAUGAGGACCAUGUGCGACACUGCAUUCGUGUUCUGCGCAAAGUAAGUCAUCGGACGGCAGAGAAAACUUUGCUUCUUCGAAAUGCUGUGCAGGUGAAGCAGACCAUGCUGCAGUGCUUGCGGAUCGGGCCCUCAGCGACGGCUUCAGCGCCGGCCGACGGUCCAGCAGCGGCCAGCGCGACGGCUCACAGAUCCCCACCGACGGUUCCUGACCGGCCGGACCAAGAACAGUUCCGCGGCGAGGCCGUCGAUCCCCUCAUACGGCGGGCCAUGCGACGCUACGCACGGGCCCUGAAGGCCAUCUUCGCCGUCGACCGUCUGGUGGCUCUAGUUGCUAGAGUCGACCCGCCGGGUUCCGACGCGUGGAGCCCGUGGGUCACGGCGCACGCCGUCGAUGCCCUCAUCCUGGCGGUGUGGUUUAUGCUCCGCGAGAUCGAGUUCUCGGCGGCACAGACGCAGGACAUUGACGUCGCUGACGGCACCGUCGCCCUCCGGCUUCCCCUACACAAGACAGCAACCGGCGGCGAGGUCGAGAUGACCCAACGCCAGCUACGGUGCGCAUGUGGGGCAACCGUGGCACCGCUGUGCCCCCAUCACGCGGCGCUCCGCCAUGUAGCCCGCCUUCGGCGAGCCGGCCGGUGGGUGCGAGGGGCACCCCUGUUCCCCGACGGGACCGGAGACACCUGGGAGAAGUCCGGGGGCGUCCUCUUUUUCCGGCGGGUAUUGCUGGCGGCGGGGAUCCAGUUGACUACUACCCACCACAACGGCGCCACCGUCCAGCUCUUCAACGGCCAUCUGGCACGGGUGGCCGGCGCGGCGUGGCUGGCGUCCAAGGCCGUCAACACACCCAUCAUCCAGCUGCUUGGCCGCUGGUCCUCGGCGGCCGUCGAGCGGUACGUCCAGGCAGCGCCCUUGGCAGUCGCCCCAGACGUCCCCCGGCGCAUCCUGGGGGAUGAGGUCGAGAUCGUCAGCGUCCGGCCGGCGUAUGCAGAAGCCACGGCUCCACCGGCGCUCGGCAGUCGGCGGCCGCUGGCCCUGCAAAACGGAGAGCCGGUGAAGCAGGAGACGCCACCGCAGGAGGACCACUCCGCGACGGUAGCCUUCGAGCCGGGGCCAGUCAGACCGGACGCGGUGCAGCAGGUCGCCGUCGCGCCGCCGGAGCACCUCAUCUACAAUGAGCGGCAGAAGCGGGCUCACGCCCCAGACCCGACGGAGGCAUCGUCGGACCGCUUUCUAUGGAAAGCGCGGGGGUGUUCCUGGCCAUACGGCGUCCGCAGUUUUUAUAGAAUCACCGAGCUACGACCGGCGGGAGCAGCCAAGUGCCUUAGGUGCUUCCCGAAGGCCCCGUCGGCCGACGGUGAGGGGACGCCGACGGAGGAAGCGGCCUCACCAGUGGCAUCUAGCUCAGAUUCCGACGAGUCCUCCCCGUCGCUGCGCAUAGGCAUCUUGAUGUGUAACCGCAGCCCCGCCUUUGACCGCACCGCCCUUCACUCCCGCCGGCCCUCUCGUCGUGAUCAUGGCUAUGGGUCCGCAGCUCGUCGCCGACGUCCUGACCGACUUCCCGACGACCUCGCCACGUCGGCAGGGGCGGGUCCGGACCUCGUCGAGUACCUGAAGGCGCGGUCUCUGAACCGCACGGCGACCCUCUCGCCCUCGGUCUUUCAGCCGUUCCGCGACGGCGACGAGAUCGCCGGGAAGAUCUACAAAGCGGCGCCGGCGGAGCAGCCCGUCGUCCGCCACAUGUGCCGGGAGUGGACCGACCUCGUCGCCCGCUACAACGCCGUCCAGCUCGGCGGGGAGCCCCGCUCCUUCCCAGUGGAGCGCCUCGUCGGGUCCGAGGAAGUGCUGGCGAGGAUCCACUGGGAGCACACCAGGUCCAAGCUCUACACGCCGCUCGGCCUCGGCGAAAUCCUGGCGACCCGGACUUGGUCAUCCCUCGGCGUCGUCAAUCCACUCGCCGGCCGCCGCAGCACCGGCGGGGCACAGAGCAUCAAGUUCAAGUUCGUGGACGGCGGCCUGGCGGUGGAGGAGAACCAGCCGUUCGUCCCGAGGGGCAUUUGGGCCGUCGUCGACGGCCUGGACGCCAUUCGCUGGGCUUGGGUCCUGACCGGCGUGGGGACAGAGGCCGGCGUUAUCAGGCACAUCGAUUGGUGGACGACCAAAGCCCGGCUCCACUCGAGCAGGCUCGAGGCCGUCCUCGCCUACUGGGACGCCACGGCGCACCAGCUCGCCAUGUCGAUGCGCCUCGCCUGGACCUUUGAAGAGGUUACCUCGGCGAUCAUGGCCGACCAGGCGGCGUUCAACGAGGAGCAGGACUGGGACGAGGACGGCGCCUCCAAGGACUGGGUCGUGAUUAGUACGAGGACCGGAAAGGGGUCUGGGCAGCUGACAGUCGGGUGCAUGUUGCUUCCUGAUCCUUCCAUGUCGGCUUUCUUUGUCAUGUCUGCGGUGGUGUGCUCGUGA